Messenger RNA from Mirounga angustirostris (Northern elephant seal), 3129 nucleotides. It is a transcript of the gene BRD3OS, whose product is annotated as BRD3 opposite strand. The transcript is spliced from 3 exons. The coding region runs from base 971 to 1225 and encodes 84 amino acids. The record is from RefSeq and is a predicted model, not a curated record. NCBI's taxonomy places the organism in Eukaryota, Metazoa, Chordata, Mammalia, Carnivora, Phocidae.
GGAUGAGGACAGCAAACGCUGCAGCACUGCCAGAAGUAGCCGAGCGGCGGUACGAAACCACCGUCCGUGAACGCUCGGACCAACGGCGACGGAGGCGGGACCGGGAGACGCGCGCUCCCGCCCUCUGGAUCGUUUUGCUGGCCUGCCCGGACUCGGCGCUCGGCUGGGCACGCCUGCGCGGCUGCCAUGGAGACGCGGCCGCGGGCCAACCGGCUCCGCCCCUGCCCCGCAGCGCCCGGCCCCGCGCCCCGCGCCCCGCCCGGCUGUGCGCGCGCCCCCGAGGCCCCUUCGAGGCGCGCCCCCGAGGCCCCUACGAGGCCCCUCGGCGCGGGCGACUGGGGCGCCGGCCGGCGACCGGAGGCGGGAGCCCAGGGGCCCCCCAGCUGCCUGGAGCAGAAGCAGGACCCUGGUGGCUGGUGUCUGCCUGGGCGAGAGCUGAGGACACAGGACUGGCUCCAUCAGAGAGGCCCCGUGGCACUGGAAGCCGACCCAAGCACGGAUCAGCGGAGGGCAGUUAUGGGGACGGAGCUCAACAUCUGUGUAGCUGUACGAGGUCAUCUCAGGCAGGGCACCAGAUACAUAAGUUAAGUGGGCCGAGCCGUGGUGUCGGAAUCGCAGUGGACACCGGCCAGGCCUCCCCAGCUGGGAGCCUAGUCCCUGGCGGCUGGACAUCUGAUAAAGCGCGGUCCAGGGCGCCCCUGUGCCGCUCGCUGGUUCUCAGGUCUUGACAGCGCCCCGAGGCUCCUCUCAAGUUCCCUCGCAUUGCAUCCCUCCUGAGGGUGUUGCCUAAGCGUGGCCCGAAUUCGUGCUUUUUACCACUGAGCUAAGUAAGGAACCGUCAGAGCCGAGGGCUGCCGAGGUGGUUGAUGAGUGCCCGACGUGCAGAGCAGUGGGCGGCUGCGCACGCCCAGGACUGGCUCCGCGAGGCCCGGCGCGCGGGCGCCCAGGCGCGGGGAGCUGCGGGCCAGGGAUGAGCGGCCGCGUGCCGCUGGCGGAGAAAGCUCUGUCGGAGAGCUACGCCCGGCUCCGGUACCGGGACGCCUCCCUGCUCAUCUGGCGGCAGCAGCAGCAGCAGCUGGAGUCGGCGCCCCGUGGCACCUACCUGAGCCGGAGCCGCAGCAUGUGGUACUCGCAGUACGGAAACGAGGCCAUCCUGGUCCGGGACAGACACAAGCUCGGAGUGUCCCGGGACACGGGCCAGUCCAAGUUCUGUGCAAUCAUGUAAUUCCCGGUGGGACACCCGGGCCCAGGCGCUGAGCUGUGCGGCGAUCAGGCCACGCUUCCCUCCCGGAGUGGCCUUGGCGGUUUCCAGGCCUUACUGGGAGAUUCUGGAGAGUGGACGCGAAGCCCCAGCUGCGCUUCUAGAGCCCAAGAAUGCCCGCCGGGGCUCCCAAGCCGUCUCCACGCAUCACGCGGCCGGCGGACCCGGCUCCGGGCUCGCUGCCAGCCCUGCCAGCGCGCCGGAGACGCGGCUUUUCUCUUAGGUUUCCAAGCAGACCCAGCAAGAGGGUCUUCACACAACCUUUUCAGAACUUUCCAGGUCGUUUCCAGUAUUCCCUUCUGCCUGGUAAAGAACGGGACAGAUCUAGAAGAAGGUGAAGGAGUUCGCGUCAGGCCCGGCCGAGCAUCGCGUGCGGGGCCAGGCGGGGUCAGCGGCCAGCAGCAGCCCCGCGGCGGGGCCUUCGGCGACGAGGAACCGGCGUCCCGUGCAGUGCACGGCGGCAGCUUCUACGCCAGCUUCCACGUACUCGAGGGCGAGCAUGCCAGGGCACCCACAAACAUUCCAGAAACCAAGAGUUAUCCUUAAGUUCCGCGUCCGCUGCUUACGGAGAUUUCGGACAGAAUCUCAGGGCUGCAAAGGGCAGGCUGGGCCUCUGCGGGGAGGCGGCAGCCCGUCGGCCCUGUGGCGCCCCCGUGAGGGCAGUUCUUGGGAGGCAUUUGCAAAGGAUGUGCGGUCCGCUGUAACUGGUCUGCGUGGCUUUGCAAAUGUGGGAGUAUCUUUUGUCAGAGCUGAUUUUUCUAAAUAAAUAUGCUUUGGGACACUCCUUCCUUCCCCACUCUUUUACCUGUUUGUUCAGAAUACGUUGAGUUGGCUUCAGGUUUUUUUCAGUAACAGGAGAAUCUAAUGAUUGCUACAAACCCCAUUACAGAAAUGCAUAAAGCACAGCAAAAGUGUCCUGCGCAGACGACCACGAGCAGCAGCUCUGCGUGUGCAACCGUGCACGGUUCUGAAGGCACGGCCUGCACUGCGCAUCUCGUCCUGGAGGUUUCCUCUUGCCCAGCCGUCCAGACGGACAUCUACGUCAUGCUUUGAAUGUCUGACCGGCAGCACUCCCAUGAGCCCACAGGAGGGCAGAGAUACUUCCCGUUGCUGCCCUGCACACAGCAUGCCGUGAGCCUCGUCGGACGUGGAUCUUUUUGUGGGUGUGCAAGUUCAUCAGCAAGCAUCCCGGAAGUGGAACUCUGGGUCAGAGCACGUUCCCCAAAUGUCAAAACGUCCAGCCAGAGGCUAGGCCUUAGUGAUGGAUCCUCGGCUUGCCUGCUGUGUGGGUCAGGAGGCUUAAAGUCACGUUUCCUCAAUCUCCUCCCGGAGUUGAAGAGGGAAGCUGGCCCCAUCUACACCGAGUAAGAUCUGCCGUAAGGGCCUGCUUGCCCAGCAGCCCUGACACUGGGAUCACCCGGUAGAUCGUUUGCUCAACAUCUUUGCAGUUCAGUCUAAGUCCUGCUUGGGAAGAAAGCAAACUGCAGAGACUCGUCUGGAAUGCCUUUGCUGUAUGUUGAUGUGAGCCUCAGAUUAACCUGAGUACGGGGGGCAGUUAGUCUGACCCCAGGCACGGAAAGCACCUGGGAAGACAAGCACUGGCCACGGCCGAGGUCUGCAUAGGUCAGGGUGUGCAGGUGACCGACGUGCACUGGCCGCCCAUACGACAGCAGGUGCUACGCUGCUCAGAGCCUAGGAAGCCACCAUCUGCCAAAGGGGAGCCCAGGCGGCUGGUUUCCCCGGCCGGGGCUGGAGCCACCGAAGUGGACACGGCCCAGUCCCCGUCCUUGGGGAGGUCAGUCUGGAUGAGGUGGGGAAGAGUCUGCACAAGGAUGGCACGUGCUGAGGGGAUGCUGGAAGGGUGCCUG